AUGAAUUUCCCUCGAUUGAUUGCAGUAGUUUCCACUGCAUCAUGGGUAGCGUUAGGCGCCGAUCAAGCCCCGGCUCCAAAACCUGAGGCGCCCAAACCAUUCCCCUGCAAGGAUGCACAGAAGAAUUCUCCUUGGUGCCAGAUGGAUGUGUAUCGUAAAGACGAAAAAAAUCAUAGAGGGUUGUUUCUCGGCACUGAUAACAGUUCUCCUCAAGAUCCAAAGGAUAAAAACGAGAUGGCCACUUUUCAAGAUCUCAAGAAUAACUGUUUGGAUCCACGGGGAGCCAAUUUCGGAGAGUAA
Molecule: messenger RNA, 300 nt
Organism: Puccinia triticina
Lineage: Eukaryota; Fungi; Basidiomycota; Pucciniomycetes; Pucciniales; Pucciniaceae
Exons: 2
Coding region: 1-300 (99 amino acids)
Source: RefSeq, a predicted model, not a curated record